Mus caroli (Ryukyu mouse) is the source of this 7612-nucleotide messenger RNA. RefSeq names its product KIAA1217 ortholog. The record is from RefSeq and is a predicted model, not a curated record. Lineage: Eukaryota; Metazoa; Chordata; Mammalia; Rodentia; Muridae. Gene Ontology annotation, cellular component: cytoplasm.
UGUGCAUGUAUGCAUAUUUCACAUUCCCUGUCCCAGAAUCUGCAGGUCACUGGAGUUGGAGCAUUUACUAUUACAACUGCCACUUUCAUCUUUGAAACCCAUAUCCAUUCCAUGCGUCUAGUGAAGGGGUGAUGUGGCUGCAGGAUGCCUUUGUUUAAUAAACAAAAUAACAAGUGGCCCAGCCCAGCCUAGCACUUCCUAUUCAGCUGAACACACUGUCACCGGCUGUUGAGAAGUGACUCUCAAGAAUUUGCUGCCCCAGCAGGUACCAUUCUAGAGCUGGGCUUUUUUUGUUUGGGGGUUUGGGGUUUUUUUCCCCAGUCGUUUAAAAUGUCUAAAUCCUCCCGCUCGGCUAGAUCCUUCUUUACUAACGCAGCUGCUAAGUUGCCGUCCUCUAAGAAGGAUGAUUUAAGCAGCAAGCAGAAGAAAACCAGCCGAGGUGACAAGACAGAGAGAACUGGAAGCGAAGGAAACUUGACAGAGUAUCAGCAGGUGCAGGCGGCAGCAACUUCAGCUCAGAGGAAGGCUGCGGCGGCUCACAAAGAACAAGGGAGAAGCAAUCUUCAUGUAACAUCUCAGGAAGAUGCAGCAUGCCGCAGGCCCAGGGAACGCCUUUCUAAUGGAAACGCCAGGGCUCAGGUUUCCAAGCCUGCCCGAAAUAUCCCAAGGAGACACACUCUAGGUGGGCCCCGAAGUUCCAAAGAGAUCCUGGGAAUGCAGCCGUCUGAGAUGGACAGGAAGAGAGAGGCGUUCCUAGAGCAUCUAAAGCAGAAGUACCCGCACCAUGCCACAGCCAUCAUGGGCCACCAGGAGAGGCUGAGGGACCAGACAAAAAGUCCCAAGCUGUCCCACAGUCCUCAACCUCCCAAUUUGGGGGAUCCGGUUGAGCAUUUAUCAGAGACAUCUGGUGACUCUUUGGAAGCCAUGUCCGAGGGAGAAGUUCCGAGUCCUUUUGCUAGAGGCAGUCGUACUCGUGCAAGCCUUCCCGUGGUGAGGUCGACCAAUCAAACAAAGGAAAGAUCCCUGGGUGUUCUCUACCUCCAGUAUGGAGACGAAACCAAACAGCUGCGGAUGCCGAAUGAAGUCACAAGCACAGACACAAUCCGAGCUCUCUUCGUAAGUGCCUUUCCCCAGCAGCUCACCAUGAAGAUGCUGGAGUCGCCCAGUGUUGCCAUCUACAUCAAGGAUGAGAGCAGAAAUGUCUACUAUGAGUUAAAUGAUGUGAGGAAUAUCCAAGACAGAUCCCUUCUCAAAGUAUACAACAAGGAUCCUUCACAUGCAUUUAACCACAUGACGAAAGCCGUGAACGGAGACGUGAGGAUGCAGAGAGAAAUUGUUUAUGCAAGAGGAGAUGGGCUUGUUGCCCCCCGACCAGGAUCUGUGGCUCACCCACCUCAUGUAAUUCCAAACUCCCCACCAUCAACUCCGGUGCCCCAUUCUUUACCUCCCUCUCCAUCCAGAAUUCCUUACGGGGGCAGCCGUCCAAUGGCUAUUCCCGGCAAUGCCACCAUCCCCAGGGACAGACUCUCGAGCCUGCCAGUAUCCAGAUCCAUCUCCCCAAGCCCUAGCGCCAUUUUGGAAAGAAGAGAUGUCAAACCGGAUGAAGACAUGAGUAGCAAAAACCUGGUUAUGUUCAGAAAUGAGGGUUUCUAUGCUGACCCUUACCUCUAUCAUGAAGGACGAAUGAGCAUAGCCUCAUCCCAUGGCGGCCACCCUUUGGAUGUCCCAGAUCAUGUCAUUGCAUAUCAUCGCACAGCGAUCCGGUCAGCGAGUGCUUACUGUAGCCCUUCCUUGCAAGCAGAAAUGCAAAUGGAGCAGUCAUUAUACAGACAAAAGUCAAGGAAAUACCCUGAUAGCCAUUUGCCUACCUUGGGCUCCAAAACGCCCCCAGCCUCUCCACACCGUGUGGGUGACUUAAGAAUGAUAGAUCUGCACCCGCAUCUUAACGCACAUGGGCCCCCUCACACUCUGCAGCCAGACCGGGCCUCCCCCAGCCGCCAGUCCUUUAAAAAAGAACCCGGCACCCUGGUGUACAUCGAAAAGCCACGGAACACUUCAGGAUUAUCCAGCCUUGUAGACCUGGGGCCUCCUCUAGUUGAGAAGCAAGGAUUUGCUUACAGCACUGCUACAAUCCCCAAAGACAGAGAAACCAGAGAGAGGAUGCAAGCCAUGGAGAAGCAGAUUGCCAGUCUAACUGGCCUUGUUCAGUCUGCGCUUUUUAAAGGGCCCAUUACAAGUAGUAGCAAAGAGGCAUAUAGUGAGAAAAUGGUGAAAGCCACAGCCAACAGGAACCAAGCAGAUGGUGCAGGAACGGCCCAUGUUUCUGCAGGGAAGGUUCUGGGCUCUGUGGAGUUCUCACUGCCUCCCAGCCAACCCCUGCCUGCUGGAACCUCGCCCAUCCACACUAGCCUGCUUGACAUGAGGAGGAAUGUGGCUGAACUCAGGCUCCAACUCCAGCAGAUGAGGCAGCUCCAGCUGCAGAACCAGGAGAUUCUGAGGGCGAUGAUGAAGAAGGCUGAGCUGGAAAUCAGUAGCAAAGUGAAGGAGACCAUGAAGAGACUAGAGGAUCCGGUACAGCGUCAGCGCACCCUGGUGGAGCAAGAGAGACAGAAGUACCUCCACGAAGAAGAGCGGAUUGUCAAAAAGUUAUGUGAGCUGGAGGACUUUGUUGAGGACUUGAAGAAAGACUCUUCCUCCACUGGCCGAGUGGUGACCCUGAAAGAUGUGGAAGAUGGGGCUUUCCUCCUGCGACAAGUGGGAGAAGCUGUGGCCAGUCUCAAAGGAGAAUUUCCAACUUUGCAAAAUAAGAUGCGUGCUGUCCUGCGCAUAGAAGUUGAGGCGGUAAGGUUCCUGAAGGAAGAGCCACACAAGCUGGACAGUCUCCUGAAGCGUGUGAGGAGCAUGACAGAUGUGUUGACGAUGUUGCGGAGGCAUGUCACUGAUGGGCUCCUGAAAGGCACCGAUGCAUCCCAGGCUGCACAGUAUGUUGCCAUGGAGAAGGCCACAGCUGCAGAGGUCCUGAAGCAUCAGGAAGAGACAGCCCAUGCCCCUGGGCAACCCCUCCACUGCAGCACUGGAAGCCCUGGCGAUGUGAAGUCAGAAGUGGUGCCCCUAUCCACCAUGACAGUUCACCAUGUACAGAGCUCGCCUGUGGUCAUGCAACCUUCCCAGCACUCCUCAGCCUUGAUGAACCCAGCCCAGAAUUUGGCUGGAGGAACCAGACCUCACACAGCCAGCCCUACAGCAAUCACACAGGAAGUAACCUCUGCACAGUCAGCUCCAGCCCCCCAGUCCCCUCAGACCCCAGUGAAUGGUUCCUCCAUGCAGAGCUUGUUCAUUGAGGAAAUUCACAGUGUGAGUGCCAAGAACAGGGCAGUGUCCAUUGAGAAGGCAGAAAAGAAAUGGGAAGAAAAAAGGCAAAAUCUGGAAUACUACAACGGAAAAGAGUUUGAGAAGCUGCUGGAAGAAGCUCAGGCCAACAUCAUGAAGUCAAUUCCAAACCUGGAGAUGCCCCCAGCUUCCAGCCCAGUGUCAAAGGGAGAUGCGGCGGGGGAUAAGCUGGAGCUGUCAGAAGAUUCUCCAAAUUCAGAGCAGGAAUUGGACAAGAUAGGGGGAAAGUCACCCCCUCCUCCACCCCCACCCCCUCGGAGAAGCUACCUUCCUGGAUCAGGACUUACCACCACGAGAUCAGGCGAUGUGGUCUACACUGGCAGGAGCAUGUCUAAGGUGAGCAGUGAAGACCCUGGGCCAACACCACAGACUAGAGCCACAAAAUGUCCCCCCGAGGAACCUGCCUCAGCCUGGGCCCCAUCCCCACCACCAGUCCCUGCUCCUUCCUCCAAGGAGGAGGAGGAAGAAGAAGAAGAAGGAGACAAAAUCAUGGCAGAACUCCAGGCAUUCCAGAAGUGUUCCUUUAUGGAUGUAAAUCCAAACAGUCAUGCUGAGCAGUCCCGAGCUAACAGCCACCUUAAAGACACUAGGGCAGGCGCCACAGCCCCACCCAAGGAGAAGAAGAAUUUGGAAUUUUACCACGAAGAUGUACGAAAAUCUGAUGUUGAAUGUGAAAAUGGCCCCCAAGUGGAAUCUCAAAAGGUCACUGCAGGGGCUCUGAGACCUAGUGGCGCCCCCAAAUGGGAAAGAGUCAUGGUGGAUAGUAUGUCUGACACCUCAAGAACAUCACAAUGUAGAGCUGACACCUUCACAGAGGAAAAUGCCACACCCAAUAAGAGCUUAUUCAGAGACAGUAGAAAUUAUUCCCAGAAAAAUGUGCCUAAGGUCAGUUUUUCUGCCUCUGGCCUGAACUCAUUAGAAGGUGAAAUCAACAAAGGGCCUAAUGUCUCGGGACCACAGUGUGCUAUUCCUGACUUGGAAAAUCAGAAGUUGAAUUUUGGAAAGACAAAAGAGAUAGGCCAACAAGGACAAGAAAAUGCAGAUAAGAGUCACAUUUCUCUCCCAACUCGAUCAGCAGAAUUCAGUGUUCAUGAUGUCAAAACACAAGAUCAAGAUGUUCCCUUGACAGGUUAUGGCCAAGUUGUCCUGAGAUCUAAGGUGGGUAGGCACGCUAAUACGAACAUGAAUGAGGAUGGAGAAUCAAGUCCAAGUUCUCCCAGUGAGGAACACACAGCCACUGAUAACAUCGCCUUUAUGAUCACCAAAACUGCUGUCCAGGUUCUGUCCAGCGGGGAAGUCCAUGACAUAGUGAGUCAAAAGGGACAAGAUGUACAGACAGUUAAUAUUGAUGGAAGGAAAGAGACAGCCUCUCAGCAAGAAGGGACAGAAGGGGAAGAGCCGGUUGUGUGCCUGGACAAGAAACCAGUUAUUAUCAUUUUUGAUGAACCCAUGGACAUCCGAUCUGCAUAUAAAAGACUCUCAACCAUCUUUGAGGAAUGUGAUGAGGAGCUAGAGAGAAUGCUAACAGAGGAAAAGAUAGAGGAAGAGGAAGAGGAUGAAAACGAAGACACUGGAGUCCAAACCUCAUCCCAAAUGUCCGGUGAACAGGUCGACUCGAGAAGUGAUAGGAUGGGACAAAAGGCAGAGACACAAUCACAGCCCCAUGUCCUGUCAGCAGAGUUGCUGACUCCAGGAGUGCAGGGUGUUCAUAAAGCCGAGCAGAGAAAGCUUAGCUCAGCUGAUUCUCCAGACUCGGGGAAUAAGUGUGACAUGGUUGAUGACCAGUUUGAAAGUCCCAAGAAAAAGUUUAAGUUCAAAUUCCCUAAAAAGCAGCUUGCUGCUCUUACACAGGCAAUUCGCACAGGCACCAAAACGGGAAAGAAAACCCUGCAGGUGGUUGUCUAUGAGGAAGAGGAAGAGGACGGUACUUUGAAACAGCACAAAGAAGCCAAACGGUUUGAAAUCACCAGGUCACAGCCUGAAGAUGCCCUCAAAACCCUGGCUAGGGGGCAAGAGCAGCUCAGCCCUGAGGGCACACUUCCAACAUCAAGGACUGAUGAAAUUAGGAAAAGUACUUACAGAACACUGGACAGCCUGGAGCAGACCAUAAAGCAACUUGAAAAUACAAUCAGUGAAAUGAGCCCCAGGGCCCUAGUUGAUACCUCAUGUUCUUCCAACAGCGAUUGUGGUGCAAGCUUGCCCCACAUAGCUCAAGAGGUCUCUCCCCGGUCCUUGCUAGUUCUGGAUGAAGUACCCCCUGCCCCAGAGCCCCCCACAUCCAUAUCUCCAGCUUCACGUAAGGGCUCCAGCACAACCCCACAGACAAGCCGGAUGCCAGUCCCCAUGACUUCCAAGAACAGACCCGGAAGCCUGGAUAAGGCCAGCAAGCAGUCCAAACUACAGGAUCCCCGCCAAUACCGUCAGGCUAAUGGAAGUGCUAAGAAAGCUGGUGGGGACUGUAAGCCUACUUCCCCCUCCUUACCUGCUUCUAAGAUUCCAGCCCUUUCUCCCAGCUCUGGGAAAAGCAGUUCUCUGCCUUCCGCUAGUGGGGACAGCUCUAAUCUCCCCAGUGCACCUGCUACUAAACCAUCGAUUGCUUCUACCCCUCUCAGCCCCCAAGCAGGACGGUCCGCUCACUCUGCUUCCCUCAUCCCUUCUGUCUCUAAUGGCUCCUUAAAGUUUCAGAGCCCGCCUCACGCAGGUAAAGGCCAUCACCUUUCGUUCGCACUGCAGACUCAAAAUGGCCGAGCUGCCCCUACUUCCUCUUCCUCCUCAUCCCCUCCUUCUCCUGCCUCCCCCACCUCCCUGAAUCAAGGUGCCAGGGGCAUCAGGACCAUCCAUACUCCUAGCCUCGCCAGCUACAAAGCACAGAAUGGAAGUUCAAGCAAAGCCACCCCAUCCACAGCAAAAGAAACGUCUUAAAGGCCAGAUCCUAUUAGGCACAAGGUGGAAUUACAUUCUUGUUUUUAAUUUUCAGCAAUCUGGAACAAGUGUCUUCAUAAGAGAAUGUAUCAUAUUGCUGUAUUGUUCAAGGCUUCAUGCAGAGUAUGUGUUAGUACUGAGUUGAUAGCUGCAGUAAAGCUUGGUUUUUCUACUCUGUUGCUGUUGUAAUUGCAUAGUGUUUACUGUCUAGAUUCGAUACCUAUUACAUGAAGAAAGCAUGUGCUAUAAAAAGAGAGUAUGAUGAGAGUGAAGACAUGUGUGAGACAAGCUGACUGUACUAUGCAUGUAAAACAUGUAUGAUUCCAGAAUUUUAGUAUGUUUUGUAUAAAAAUAUUUUUCAUUACAGAGACUAGAGGCAAACAGAGAAAUAAAUACACAAGCGUGACUAUAUAAAUUGUAAAGCAUAUAUUAUGAUAUUUUCUUUUAUUUUAGUGUUAUUUAGCUUUAUUACAGAUUUCUAUUUUUGUCAAAACUUCAUGGUUCCUUUCAAAAUCUUUUUUGCCAAAACAUUUUGAUACUACAGCAUUGUACAUUUGAAAGUAGCGUGCUAGCCUCUAAGCCAAUGAGCUUCUACAGCCGUAGAAAGAAAUUCAGCCAAACUCCUGCACUGCCAGCAAAAGUUUGUAUGAUAAUUUGCUAGUGCAAGCCAGCUCAUUUUUUUCUUUGUUUUCUUUUCAUUUUCUUCUUCCUUUUUUUUUUUUUUAAAGACAAAACAUCUGAGUAUUCUGUAGCCGUUUUCUUUGCACUGUCUGACCCCCUUUUAUGUUUUCUUAGACCUGGUAAUUCAUACCAUUGCAUUGUGGACUUUAAAAUGUACACUUCUGUAUGGUUCUGUACACGGAGGAACUUUUGUAAAUAUACAAAUAUAAAUAAACAUCAAAAUACUAUCUGUGACAGCACAUAGAGUAGUUUUCCCACACCAAAGUUAAUUUGUAUGCAUGCUUAAGAGUCUAUAUUGGGAUGGGCAGAAAUCCAUACAUUUUUAAAAAGCAACAAGUUUGCACAGUUAGGGUGGUUUUGUAAAUAACUGUAUUUGUAUAACACAGCCAUGUAACAUAUGGAACUGUAAGCAGAGACUUGGCAAAACUAAAUAAAGGGCUGCAUGCUUAUUAUUUUUUUGUACCUUGUCACUAUAACGUCUUUCAGUCAACGGAUAUGUAACUAUUGCCACAGGGUUUCAGCUUUGAGGGCACUCUAAGUAAUGUGUAAUCACAGCCACUCCUACAGUGUUGCUUCCUCGAAAGGGAAGGAUGAAUUCCUAAUAAACUCAUCAACAGUG